GCGCUCGAUGCAAUUACUACCCUAACGAUCCAACGGACCCCAACACCUCACCCCCUCCAGCUCUGCAACUCCCACCCACAUUCCCGGAGCUGCUCCUUUCCCGGCCGUUUUCCCUAUUCUGUCACUCACCUUUCCAACCAAUCAGCUCCAAAUCCCUCCCCUCGAGCCGUAUUAUCCGAUUCCGUGUAUAAAAAACUUUUCCCUUCCAUUUGGUCCAAUUUCCUUCGAGUUUGUAAUUAUUUUUAUUUGCUUUCUGUUAUUAAAUUUGUUGAGCCUCGAAAAAUUGUUGACUUGGUUCUUUUCAGCUGAAUUUUUUUGUAUUUUGGUCCAUAAUUUGUAUACUUAAGUUACAUCUGCUCGGGCCUUAAAACUUUUUCAGAAUUCAGUCUAUAUUUUCUAGAGAUCCAAUUCUUGAUGGCUGAAAGUUGGUGAAUUUGAUCCAUUUUGUGGAGUUGCAUCACACCCAGAAAAGUUUCAAGCUCAAAGUUGUUGAAUUGGGACUAGUUUGUGAAGCUCAACCAGACAUAUACAAGGCGAAAAGGUCGAUGGCUGAUUCGGACAACGAAUCAGGGGGGCACAACAACAGCAACAGCGCGAACGGCGACUUCGCUUCUCGAGAGCAAGACAGGUUCCUCCCAAUCGCUAACGUGAGCAGAAUCAUGAAGAAGGCAUUGCCCGCAAACGCCAAAAUCUCAAAGGACGCUAAGGAAACCGUGCAGGAAUGUGUGUCGGAGUUUAUCAGCUUUAUAACUGGCGAGGCCUCGGAUAAAUGUCAAAGGGAGAAGAGGAAGACGAUCAAUGGGGAUGAUUUGCUGUGGGCGAUGACUACUCUGGGGUUUGAGGAGUAUGUGGAGCCUCUGAAGAUAUAUCUGCAGAAGUAUAGGGAGAUGGAGGGGGAGAAGAGCUCGGUGGGGUCCCGACCAGGGGAAAAGGAUGGUAGCGGUGGGUCCGGUGGUGGUGGAGCCGCCGCGGGAGGUGGAGGGAGUGGUGGGGCGGUGAACUCGGCGAGUAGUGGUGGUGCUGGUGGGUUUAAUGGGGUUGGGGGAGUCUAUGGUGGGAUGUAUGGUGGGGUCAUGGGUGGUCAUCAUCAUGGACACAUGUACGGCUCUGGUGGGUUUCAUCAUGUGGGUGGUAUUGGUGGUGGUGUUGUCGGGAAAGAUGGUUCAGGCGGCGGCCGCGGUGUUGGAGGGUCCAUCGUGAGGUCAAGUUUCGACAGCUUCUUUCUUUCUUUUUUGAGAGGGAGGGUUUGCAUGCAUGCAUGCAUAUUUCUUUUGUGGAAAGCGGCAUGUAUCCAGAGUUUCAGCCAUUUGUCUCGAUCGUUACGUGUCUACCAAAUAGGGAGCUCUUUAGAUUGGCCUGUAUAUGUCAUGAAAUCUGUCGUUGCUUACCAUAUAUUUCUAUUUUAUGUUUUUCGUGCGGUGGGAGUACUGUAAGGUCAGUACUCAUGUUGUGAUUCAUUUUCAUUGUCUUGCAUGCGGAUAUAUAUAUAUAUACAUUUAUGGAAUGGAAGGAUCGAUUUUGGGAAGUCAGAUUUU
Messenger RNA from Juglans microcarpa x Juglans regia, 1535 nucleotides. Its product is annotated as nuclear transcription factor Y subunit B-3-like. Gene Ontology annotation, biological process: regulation of transcription by RNA polymerase II. The coding region runs from base 546 to 1433 and encodes 295 amino acids. Gene Ontology annotation, molecular function: DNA-binding transcription activator activity, RNA polymerase II-specific; RNA polymerase II cis-regulatory region sequence-specific DNA binding; protein heterodimerization activity. Lineage: Eukaryota; Viridiplantae; Streptophyta; Magnoliopsida; Fagales; Juglandaceae. The transcript has 3 exons. Gene Ontology annotation, cellular component: CCAAT-binding factor complex; nucleus. The record is from RefSeq and is a predicted model, not a curated record.